Messenger RNA from Owenia fusiformis, 4148 nucleotides. Lineage: Eukaryota; Metazoa; Annelida; Polychaeta; Sabellida; Oweniidae. The record is from the annotation of a GenBank genome assembly.
AUGAUGCAUUUUACAACUAGCGGUGUCGUUAAGGUGAUAUGUUUCCUGUUGUCCAUUAUGGGAUUAUCCCAAGCGGAAUAUGUCGAUGCAGUCACGGAAUUAGAGUCAAAACGUGUAGCUCUCGAGGCUGCAAUUGGUUACAAAGUUGCCAUAGUAACAUUCAAUAAUAGCGCUAGAAGGCAAUCUGUUAAAAUACUUUGGGUGAAACCAACGUCUGUAAGGCAGAUAAAACUUCUGGUGCAUGGAGCCAAAGAUUUAGGGCUUCGAAUUCGUGUUGUUGGUGGUGGUCACUCAUUUUCUCCCUUAUUCCCAGACACCUACCAGAUAGGCGUGAGCUUCGGUGACCUUCGUGGCGAAAAAUAUUGGUUGAACGAGGAGAAGACUAAAUUGACGGUAUUAUCGUCUGAACGAAUUAAAGAUGUUGUAAAGUGGGCAGCUAGAAAAGGAGUAACAUUAGGUCCCAUUCCUAUUGGAUGGGAAUACACAAUUCCCGGUAUGACCGCUACGGGUUGCCACGGAUCAAGCACAAAAUUUGGCCCAUUUGCCAAUAUGGUUUAUGGAUAUGAGUUGGUAGAUGGCAAUGGCAAUGUCAGGAAGUUUAACGAAGAUGAUAGCAAGGAGAUCAUUGAUGCAUGCAGAGUCCACCUGGGCUUGUGUGGUAUCAUAUAUAAAACAACUUUAAAGGUAGUUCCUGAUGUGAAACAAAAGUAUACGUACGCCACCAACAUUCCUAUUCAAAAACUUCUGGAUGACGACAUUCGUCGAAAUCUGAUUAUGAACAACUGGGGGGUCUACAUCGUAUUCAUGAUUGACUUUGAAUCAGCCAAGGAAGAGAGCAGUUUUGAUAUAUUCAAAACAGAAAUAGAUAUAUGGAUGUGGAGCGAAGUUGAUCAAAAUACACCACUGAGUGAACAGUACAAUGACACUCUCACGCUAGCAGAUGGCUCUACGUACGAGGCUGUGUCAGUUAUAAAACCAUACUCGGGAACAGUUAAUGCCGAGGCAAAUCUUUCACAAUGCACACUAGUAAGAACUUCGGUGGGCUUUGCUGCGCCAGAAUCUGAUGAUAUGACACAAAGUGGUAAAACAUUGAGGGAUCACCUGAACAUAGUCAAAGGGAUGUUCAAAAACGUAGGAUUUAACCCCAAACUUAUAUCGUGUUUUCGAUGGAUGAAGCAUUUUGAUGACUGCCUGCUAUGUCCUACAACAGUUGCAGACAAGAACACCGACACUAAGUUGGUAACUUAUAGUGAGAUAUCCCUAUUUUAUGACAAAUGUGAAGAACCAGUUAUGAGUGAAGUUAACUCUGCACAACAUAUAUCACUAGAGUCGCAGUUCGGAGUUGGUGUAAUGGAGAACAACCAAGAGGUUCUGCCACAUUGGGCAAAGUAUUAUGAAUAUAUACCUGGAAUCUCUGAUCAAAUUAGACGUCAAUUUGGAGAUGAUCUUCUGACCUUCAUCAACAUGCGCAACAAGUAUAACCUGGACAAUAACAACUUGUUUGUCAACACUCAUUUGAAGGAUAUAUUUAGAGGGGUUUCUUCCGAUGACAUCGAUAUUAGGCGACGACGAGGGGAUGCUAUCGCAAGAGGGAACUUAGAAGCUGAUCCAGUGGUGGAUAUUAUAGCUGAUUUAGUUGCUCAAUUUCUCAAAGACAACCCAGAUAUCGUGUACGCGCUUGUAGAUCUACUCCCAACGAUUGAACAAAUAUCCGACCUUCUAGAUGACCCGAUAGUACAAUACAUUGUGAGUGCUCUUCCUGGAAUAAUCGAAAACGACAAUGUUCAAAUCAUAAUCAAGUCCAUUGCUGAAGGAUUUCAAGAUGUGGUUAUACCAGCAAACGCAACGGAUGAAGAAAUACAGGGGAUUAUAUCCAAGGGCCUUGGAAGGGUCAGUAUUCUUGGAAUACUGGGACAGCUCAUUCGGGCUAAUUUUGAAUCUCCUAUGAACGUGACACAACAAUGUUUAAGUGACACAACACUUUACAUAAAUGAACUUACUUCAGCAACAUCUUGGGCGGUCAAUAUGUUUGACGCUUCUGGUAAACCUGAAAGUGGUAUCCUUAAAGGAAAUAUAUUCUGGAUAGGACAAUAUGAACAGUGUCUUAGUGUUAAGGCGGAAAGGAAUAUGACUAUAAAUAAUGCAACGUCUUCGGAAAUGGAGCACCUGUUCAAUGGGGAAUACUGUAAAGUUACAGUUGGUUUGACUCCUCCUGAGGAAGUACCAAUUAUCACCUCAAUCCCUAUCCAACUCUCACUGUGCCUACCAAGUAGCUGUUCAGAAGGUGAUGUUAAGUUGAUGCUGACAACGGGGUCGUUAUCAAGUUUAGGAUUGCCAAUUACUGAAGUGGAUUGCGCCUCAAAUAAACCAGAUAUUUCUACUGACUCAAGGGCUAUAACUGCAAUAUCUGUCAUCGGAGUUUUUCUGAUCAUUGUAGUUAUAUGCACAGUUGUUGAUGGGCUCAUUAUUUACGUUUGCAAUGAUUCCCUGACGUGUUGCUCUAACGACCAAAAAGAUGAAAAGCCAUCCAUGGGGCAAAUGUACGACAACGUUGCAUUUACCAUUGACGGAACUAAAACAAAGGAAAAUGGUGCAGGUAAGGCACCAAAACAAGUGGACACAAUUGAGCUCAGGAAUAUAACAUACGUUAAAGGUGAUAACCCGAACAGACAUGUGGACAGUUGGUAUUGGGCUAAGGAUGAUGUUGAGAAGUUCAAAAAUGAGGAGAAAUCGCUCAGGAAAGGUGGAUUUCUACGACUUAUCCGUUCAUUCUCUGCCUUACACAACUCUAGUUUACUGUUCCACAGUGGAAGUCAUGGCAAGAAUGAUAUGGAGGCUAUCCAUGGUGCCAAAGUGCUUUCCUUAUGUUGGAUUAUUUUAGCUCAAACGUACGUGGUUGGACUCUUAGUUCCACCUUCACCUACUACCUCUAAUCUUAUAGAAGCAAUAGGUUUCAUCAGAGACUUGGAAUUUCAAGCUGUGUCUAACAGUGCAUUUGCCUUGGACUCGUUCUUUUUAAUCAGUGGACUUUUGACAACUUAUUCGCUAAUAAACUGGAUGGACAAAUCCCGAGGCUUACUAUCAAACAUUGUCGUUGCUCUGCAAUUCUACGCUCAUCGAUGGUUCAGGUUGACGCCUAUUUUGAUGUUCGUUCUAAUGGUGUAUACCUGUCUUUAUAAAUAUGUUGGAGACGGGCCCGUUUGGCCAAAAAGUGUAGUCGAUCCGACAAACUGCCUCGAUACUUGGUGGGGAAAUCUGCUAUAUGUACAGAACUUUGUAAAUACAGACAAAACAUGCAUGACAUGGACACUAUAUUUGGCAAACAACAUGCAGUUUUAUUGGAUAGCACCAUUAUUUAUAGUUCCGCUAGUCUACUCCCCUACUAUCGGCCUGAUAAUACUCGCACUGUUGGUAUUUGGUAACAUUGCUGCAAAUGCUGUUCUUGAAUGGAAAAACAUCGAUGCGCAAAUCAAUGGUGAGGACUUCAACUACAUCACUGAGGUAUACUUUAAACCAUAUUGUCGUGUUGCUGCGUUUGCAUUUGGCGGCUUUGUUGGAUUUGUACUGUCAAAACGUCGAAGUGGUUAUCAUAUAAAUAAGAUUCUGACGUUUGCUUUAUGGAUUGUAUCCAUAGCUGGCUGUUUUAUAUUGGUGUUUGUGAAAUAUGAUGACAUUAGAGAAUGGGCACCUGGUUGGACUAACGAUGGAACAGUAGCCUAUCAGACAGUAGCAAGUCCAUUGUGGGGUGUCUGUCUAGCAUGGAUACUCUUUGCAUGCUGUACUGGUAAUGGAGGUUUCAUCAACAGCAUAUUGUCAUAUGGCCUCUGGAAGCCCCUCAGUAGACUCACUUAUACCACCUUUCUGGUUCACCCCAUCAUUAUCUUCAGCUAUGUCUUCAACAGAAGACAGUUAAUUUAUAUCGACAAAAAGAAUCAGAUGGUUAUGUUCUGUGGUCACGUGAUGUAUUCGUUUGGAUUUGCUUUGCUGCUGCAUUUGCUUGUAGAAGCCCCAAUAAUGAACAUUGUCACAUGGAUUCUCUUCCCAAAGAAGUCAAGAAAGACUUGAUGGUUCAGUUGAUAAUUCUGGAACUUUGUGGUUUGAAUAAUGUCAUGUAAUGUUGAAAUAUUUUUUCUAAUUUUGUAAAUAAG